AUGUUUUUUUUUCUAUACACACUCCAGAUUUUUUAUCACCUUCAUGCAAAGGCAGAAAACACUCUUUGUCGAAUGAUGGGAGACCCUAAAUACCCGCUGCUGUCAAAGGAUGGAGACAUACUUAUUGGGGGAAUUUUUCCAGUCCACAGUAAAGAAAAAUUACCUUCAUUUGAGUUCACACAAAAACCUCAUGCUUUGUCAUGUUCUGGUGUGACUCUGAGAGAUUUUCGGAUGGCUCAAAUUUUGACUUUUGCAAUUGAGGAGAUAAACAAAAGUAAAACUUUGCUCCCAAAUGUUUCUAUUGGCUAUAAAAUCUUUGACAGCUGUGGUUCAAGACUGUCUUCUAUGAGUGCUAUUAUGGCAUUGAUGAAUAAUCAGGAGUUUGCAGCAGAGCAUAAAUGUAAUGGACAGACUCCUAUACAUGCUAUCAUAGGAGAAACAGAGUCUUCUGUCACAGUGAUUCUGUCCAGAACCACAGGACCUUUUAAAAUCCCAGUGAUAAGCCACUCAUCCUCAUGUGAAUGUCUUGGUAAUAAGAAAGAUUACCCCUUUUUCUUCAGGACUAUCGCUAGUGAUUAUCAUCAGAGCAGAGCACUCGCAAUAUUGGUCAAGCACUUAGGAUGGACUUGGGUUGGAGCUGUGAACAGUGACAAUGACUAUGGAAACAAUGGAAUGGCCAUAUUUCUGAAUGCAGCCCAGGAGGAGGGCAUUUGUGUAGAGUACUCUGUGAAAUUCCACCGAACAGAGCCUGACAAACUCCAGAAAGUGGUGAACACAAUGAAAAAAGGCACUGCGAAAGUGAUUGUUGCAUUUUCUGCAUUAGUGGAAAUGGAAUUACUUGUUGAGCAGCUACGUGUGCAGAACAUUACAGGGCUUCAAAUUAUUGGGGUGGUUGGAUGGAUAACGUCAAAGAAUUUAAUCACUCCAAACACAUUUCAUUUGAUGGGAGGGUCAUUAGGGUUUGCAUUAAGAAAAAUUUAUAUAGAUGGGUUUUCAGAUUAUGUUAAUGAAUCAUUUUGGGAAACAGCUUUUCCAUGUUCACAAAGAGAUGGGUAUUCUUCUCAAAAUAAAUUAAAUUGCAGCAAGUAUCAGGAGCUGCUUGGACUGAGAAAUUACAAUGAAGAUGUGCCUGAACAUAGGCAUUCAAGUAAUGUCUACAAAGCCGUGUAUGCUGUGGCUUAUGCUCUACACAGUCUACUCAGGUGCAAAGAGCAAGAAGGAUGUGUAAAGGCCCUGACAAUACAACCACAACAGUUGGUUGAGGCUCUUAAAAAUAUCAAUUUUACCACAAAGUUUGGAGAUCGUGUGUGGUUUGACAGCACUGGUUCCACAGUAACCCAAUAUGAAGUUGGAAACUGGCAGCAGGACUCUGAUGGAUCAUUCCAGUUUAAAGCAGUGGGUUACUAUGAUGCCUCACUGCCCCCUAACCAGCGCUUUGCACUUAACACUGAAAACAUCAUCUGGGCUGGAGGACAGCUGCAGAAGCCAAGGUCUGUGUGCAGUGAGAGUUGUCCUCCAGGCACUAGGAAGGCUGUACAGAAAGGAAGACCUGUCUGCUGUUAUGACUGUAUUCCAUGUGCAGAUGGAGAAAUCAGUAAUGAGACAGAUUCAAAUAACUGCAUGCAGUGUCCAGGGGAAUUCUGGUCUAAUGCUGAGAAAAAUAAAUGUGUGUUAAAGACUGUAGAGUUUCUGUCAUUCACAGAAGUUAUGGGUAUAGUGCUAGUCUUUUUCUCACUGUUUGGAGUAGGAAUAACGGUUUUGGUCACAGGCCUGUUUUACAGUAAGAAGGACACCCCCAUAGUAAAAGCCAACAACUCAGAGCUGAGCUUCCUGCUGCUCUUCUCAUUGACUCUGUGUUUUCUCUGUUCACUUACUUUCAUUGGUCGCCCCACUGAGUGGUCCUGUAUGUUACGUCACACAGCGUUUGGGAUCACUUUUGUCCUCUGUAUCUCUUGUGUUCUGGGGAAAACAAUAGUUGUGUUAAUGGCCUUCAAGGCCACACUUCCAGGAAGUAAUGUCAUGAAAUGGUUUGGGCCUGUACAACAGAGACUCAGUGUUCUUGCCUUUACACUUAUACAGGUUCUUAUAUGUGUUCUUUGGCUAACAAUAUCUCCUCCUUUUCCCUUUGAAAAUAUGAAUCAUUAUAAGGAAAAAAUUAUUUUUGAAUGCAAUCUUGGUUCUACAAUAGGUUUUUCUGCUGUACUGGGUUAUAUUGGUCUGCUGGCCCUAAUAUGCUUCGCUCUGGCUUUUCUGGCUCGGACGCUGCCUGAUAACUUCAAUGAGGCUAAAUUCAUCACAUUCAGUAUGCUCAUAUUCUGUGCUGUGUGGAUCACAUUUAUUCCAUCUUAUGUCAGUUCCGCUGGAAAAUUUACUGUAGCUGUGGAGAUAUUUGCUAUUUUAUCCUCAAGCUUUGGUUUAUUAUUCUGUAUAUUUGCACCUAAAUGUUACAUCAUCCUGUUUAAGCCUCAGCAAAAUACAAAACAACAUUUGAUGGCAAAAACACAAAAGUCCUACUGA
Molecule: messenger RNA, 2517 nt
Organism: Triplophysa rosa
Lineage: Eukaryota; Metazoa; Chordata; Actinopteri; Cypriniformes; Nemacheilidae
Product: extracellular calcium-sensing receptor-like
Exons: 6
Coding region: 1-2517 (838 amino acids)
Biological process (GO): G protein-coupled receptor signaling pathway
Cellular component (GO): membrane
Molecular function (GO): G protein-coupled receptor activity
Source: RefSeq, a predicted model, not a curated record